Messenger RNA from Parnassius mnemosyne (clouded apollo), 2069 nucleotides. NCBI's taxonomy places the organism in Eukaryota, Metazoa, Arthropoda, Insecta, Lepidoptera, Papilionidae. The record is from the annotation of a GenBank genome assembly.
GUACUACAAUCGCUGUGUGAAUGGAAUGCCCCUAAAAGAGACUUUUCUUAUGCAAUUCUAUUAAAAUUAUUUACAUACUCAAAUAAAUAAAUAUGCUUUUUAUUGAGUGUGUGUUGCAAUUGUAGUUUCACCUAAGUCUCCAUUAAUUACAUAAAUUAUAUAUAAAAUAUUAUUUUCAAAUUGACGGUUUAAAAAUUUUAAGCACAAAAUGUGUAUACAAAUAACAACAAAAAAAUUGUAUACUUAGAUGACACAACUAUGCCGUCCAAAAUAUAGUAUUUUUUGCAAACCGAAUAAGUAUUUAUUUUAAUAUGACAAUUUUAUUUCUGACUUAAAAGUAGAUAUGUUGGUUUAUACUAUUUAUCUGUGAUGAUGUCUAAUAUCAUCUGUGGUUUUACUAUGCCAAGGACGAUAUAAUCUAUAACGCAUUAAUGGCGGGAAAUUUGUAAAUUACUGCGCUAAAAAUAAAAUCUGGAAUUCUAAAAGGUCGCUAUUAUUUAAAAAUUAAAAAUCGUUGAUUAAAAAAUGGAAAUAUCGCGAUGUUCUUGUCGCAUAUGUUUGUCAGAAAAUGAGUUUAAUGUUUCUCUGUUCGGAAGUUUCUGUCGAAAAACAAACAUGCUUGAUAAAAUACUCGUCUGCUUAAAACUUGUUAUUGAAGAAUCAGACUAUCUUAACACGAUUUGUUACAAGUGCGUUGAUAAAAUUGAAAAUUAUUACGAUUUUAUAACAUUUGUUAAAAAGUGUCAAAAAAAAUUAGGUAACAGAGAGAUGUACGAACGUCAGAGAAAUAUAAAUACCAAAGAGGCGCUGCCAAAUCCGAUAAACAUGCGACAUGUAACGUCUAACGUUCGUGAACAAGUGUACGACGCAGAUAGUACUUUUUCGUUCCUCGAUAGGUCUAAUAUCGAAGACAAGGAAGACGACAAGUCAUCGAGCCCAUUUUUCUCCUACUUUUCACCGCCUAACGUUCUUCUAAAACAAUCUAAUGAACCGUCUAUUUGGAAAACUCCACGAUCAUGGGACGAUAGUCUAAAAAAGAUAAAACGAGAAGAUAAUUGUAAGAGUCAAUUUAAGCCCGGGAGACCUCGCCACCACUCCAGAGACUUGUUCGAAUCUCAAGAUGCAGACGAACAGGAAUUAAAUCAUCCUAACUCAUUAGACUGGAAGCUUCCCGAUAACAAUAUUAUCAAAAAGGUGAGGGAAAAGUGCUUCGGUCGUUCAGACUUUUAGCUUAAUAUUUACAAUAUUUUUAUUUAAGUUAUUUUUGUUUAAGUAAGUUUAAGUGUUACAUUUUACCACAACAGUUUAUUGAACGUUGUUCCUGAAGUGAUUAUUUAAUGUACCUCAUGAUUCAUUGUACGAGAUUUCGUAGAAACAGGCUAAAUAAAUGCGAUUGAUUUAUGAGUAGUUAUAAGUUAAUUUUUUAAAUUUAUCUUUGACAUGUGUGAGGAUUUGUCCUGAUGCAAAAUUAUAACCGUGUAGACUAUUGUAAGUAAUGAUGUUACUAUAUUAUGUAGCGGUACGGUAAAUAGCAUCUUUUGUAAGAUCUUUGAAUGAUUAGAUACCUUAUGAAUAUACUUUAUAAUUUAACAUUUCUGUAUAUUUUGUGCCUGCCUUUAUACGUGCGAAAAGUAUAGACCGAUUUUAUAAAGCAUCUAGAUAAAACUGUGUAAAUUUUUAUGUAGAUACCGGUUGGUAAACAUUUUGUAAUGUAAUGUUAUAUAUUAAUUUUAUGAGUUUGAUGAAAAUUUGAAACGUUUUUCACUAAAGCGAAGUAAAAAUAUCAAAUUAAUACGCCAUUAUUUUUUCAUACAUGACUAAUAUCGAAAAGGUUCUAAAAGUGUUAUAAUUUUUGUUUUUAUCAUCCUCCUCAAUACUUUGUUCCGGCACAUAAAUUGCAUUGAAGUUCAUGUUUUUCCGACAGAAUUAUUUUUCCGCGCACAAAGACAUCUCUAUCAUUUUAUCAAUAGCCCUAAAGCCGAAUGGGAUGUUAUAGCUUUGCUACGGAUUCGUUGUAGCGUGUGUUGACUUUCAGUUGUUACAUUAAAAUGGACACAAAUAAAAUUUUG